GAGCGCCUUCCACUCUGUCGCCUGCUGCGUUCGAAAGCUGCGCGCGCGAGAGAGCGAGCGAGCGACACGAGGAUUCCGGCACAGAGGGCGAGAGAUUGCAGCCACCCCGUGUCUCGUGCUGCCAGCCACCGAGCUGGCCAGUCGCAUAGUCAGGCAGCCAGCCGGCCGGCCAGUUACCGAGUCGGAGAGCCAGUGAGCUAACCAAUUAGGUACCUCUCAGUCAGACGGCGAAGUCGCUCGGCUGGCCAGAUAGCGAGGCAUCCAGAUAAGCAGGCAAUCAGGUGGGCAAGCGGUCAGGCGGUCAGGUGGUCAGGCAAGCACGAAGACUGACAGCCAGUUAACCAGUUAGGCAUUGCGAGCCGGUCAUACAGCAGCCAGUCAGCCAGCACGCUCCUUACAAGGCUCCCAGCCCAGCCGAAAAUCCGCUCGGCGGUUCAUCCACGCGGUUUCCCAGCUCCACAGCUGUUCAGCCGCUCCGCCGUUCGUUCACGCAUCCAUACAUCCAUCCACCCACAGACCCACUCGCCUCGCUCAGCUGUAGCAGCAGCAGCGGCGCCAGCAUUAUCAUCAACAGCAGCUGCUGCAGUAGCAUCAAGUACCAGUAGCAACAGCUGCAGCAGCAUCAUCAUCAUCAGUAGUAGCAGCAGCAGCAUCAUCAGUAGUAACAGCAGCAUCAUCAGUAGUAGCAGCAGCAUCAUCAACAGCAGCUCCUGCAGUAGCAUCAAGUAGCAGUAGCAACAGCUGCAGCAGCAUCAUCAUCAUCAACAGCAGCUGCUGCAGUAGCAUCAAGUAGCAGUAGCAACAGCUGCAGCAUCAUCAUCAUCAGUAGCAGGAUCACCACCAGUGGCAUCAUCUCUGCGCCGAAGCUACCGAGUUGGCAGCGAGGAUGGAACGCGGCGCGCACGUGGAGUUACCCGAGGCCAGAUGAUCACAGCAGCAAUCCGACCCUCCAUGUAUGACUCCGCACGCGAAAAGAAAACAACAACACAACAACAAAAACAACAACGAGAAGAUCCCGACACUGUGAAAGUUUAAUCGCCAAGCAACAGCUCCAAAAACGACGACAGCGAAAACAGCAUCGCCGCCGACACCCCUGCCUCUCUCUCGCUAUCUCGUAGCCGCGAACAGCAGCGUGCAGCAGCGUGCAGCAGUGGAUAGAGAAUGCGAAGUGCCCUGGCGCGCCGUGGACGGCGCGAGAAGCUGGCCGCGCAGAUUUGUUUCGUGGGAGCCGCUCUGCUGGGGACCGCGGUGUUCAGCAACUUGGCCUCUCUCGCAGAGGACCUGUCACACCGUCGUGACGGGGCACCCUCGGGACCCCCCCGUGGAGGCGCGGGGGGCGGGACGCACGCCGCCUCGUCUAGGGGGGCCCAUGGUGGCAGGAGGUUGCUGUCCUUGCCCGAAUGGAACGCCACGUCGGAGGAGGAGGAAGAGAAGAACUGCACAGAACCCGGAAUCCACGAGUUCCCAGAAGACAUCUUCAACAACGUGCAGCGCCGGCAUGGCGCCGUGUUGCUGCACGUGCUGUGUACCAUGUACAUGUUCUACGCUUUGGCUAUCGUUUGCGACGACUUCUUUGUCCCGUCGCUGGAAAAAAUCUGCGAGCGCCUGCACUUGGACGAGGACGUGGCUGGCGCCACCUUCAUGGCGGCCGGGAGCUCGGCGCCGGAGCUCUUCACGUCCAUAAUCGGUGUGUUCAUCACCAAGGGUGACGUGGGCGUUGGCACCAUCGUGGGCUCGGCCGUCUUCAACAUCCUCUGCAUCGUCGGCGUCUGCGGGAUCUUCGCAGGCCAGGUGGUGUGCCUCACGUGGUGGCCCAUCUGCAGGGAUUCCGUCUACUACACCUUCUCCGUGAUCGCCCUCAUCCUGUUCAUUUACGACGAGAAGGUCGUCUGGUGGGAGGCCGUGAUUCUCGUGACCAUGUACGUGAUUUACAUCGUUUUGAUGAAGUUCAACAUGCGCCUCCACGCCUUCUUUUCACGACUCCAAAAGGGCGGCAGGAACACGGCCAACGGGGUGGCCAACAGCAACGAGAUGGAGGACGUGAACCCGAACCACGUGGCGGACAUGUGCCGCAGCACCUCGGUGCUCAUGGUGGACGAGCUGCUCUCCGUGUGUCCACACAAGCUGGACUUCUCGGAGGCCGGGCUCCGCAUCAUGAUCACCAACCACUUCCGGCCGCGCACGCGCCUCCGCAUGGCCAGCCGCAUGCUCAUCAAUGAGAGGCAGCGGCUGCUGCGCGGGCGCGGAGUCGCCUGCAGCGAGUGCGAGGUCGCCCACAAGAUCCAGCGCAAGUACCGCUCGGGCGCCAACUGCGCGGCGGCGGCGACGCCGCUGGCGGGCACCACCGCUGCGGCGGCGAACAACGGCAGUGGCGGCGACGCGGAGAACGGCGCCGUCUCGCCGGGGGGAGCGGUGGUGGCGGCGGCGGCGGAGGUGACGGUGGCGGCCGUGGGCAACGACGGGCGGACGAAAGACGGCCCGGGGAAGGAGGGCCCAGGGAAGGAGGGCGGGAAAGAGGGCGCGGGCUGCGAGGAGGAGGAGGAGGACGACGAGGGAGUGUCCUCGCCGUGCGUUGUGCCCGACGGCCACCUGGCCCGCUUCAAGUGGCUGGUGUCGUGGCCGCUGGCGCUGCUGCUCUACCUGACGGUGCCCAACGUGGCCCAGCCGCGCUGGGAGAGCUGGUUCAUGGCCACCUUCAUCCUGUCCACGCUCUGGAUCGCGAUCUUCUCCUACGUCAUGGUCUGGAUGGUCACCAUUAUCGGGUACACGCUGGGCAUUCCCGACGUCAUCAUGGGCAUCACCUUCCUGGCGGCCGGGACGAGCGUGCCGGACUGCAUGGCCAGCCUCAUCGUGGCCAGGCAGGGGCUGGGCGACAUGGCCGUUUCAAACUCCAUCGGGAGCAACGUCUUCGAUAUCCUCGUGGGCCUCGGCUUCCCCUGGGCCCUGCAGACGCUGGCGGUGAAUCACGGCUCCCAGGUGGCCAUCAACAGCCGGGGUCUCGUUUACUCCGUCAUCCUGCUGUUGGCCUCAGUGUUCAUGACGGUGCUCGCUGUCGGCCUCAACAAGUGGAGACUGGACAAGAAAUUGGGCCUCGGCUGUUUGCUACUCUACGUGGUGUUCAUCAGCUUCUCCAUCCUCAUCGAGUUCAACGUCUUCACGUUCGUCAACCUGCCCACGUGCCGCGAGAAAUGAGCUCAUACCCCCGUGUACCCCCCUCCACCCCCAUCCCUCCCCUCCCUUCCUUUGGGAUGACCGUCAAUAGUUGUACUGCACCAGCCGUGGUCUCCUUGCUUAGGAUGGCAGGGAGAUUAUAGAGGCCAUUGAUGAAAGGUGGCAGGGGAAAAAAACAAAAAAUUGGAAGUGCUUUCUGAAAAGAUGUGUGCACAGGGUUGUGGUGACAUUGAAUGACAUUUCGCUGCUGCUGGAAAGUCUGAUGUACGGUGUCGUCAUUUCUUUCUUUCUUUCUCUCUCUCCGAAACGUUCUGUUCGUUUUGUCUGUCGAUACGAUGCUGGGUGUAGUUUUGCUUGUGAGAGAGAUUAAUAGAAUCGAUGUUCUGCAGGUGGCAAAACUUGCCAGGGCUUGAGACGAGUGGCUUAUUCUGGUAUCGUUGAAUCAAAGCAAUGUUUGCACUGGGUGUUUCUGUUAAUUUAUAUUAUUUUACUUGACAUGUGUAAUUUCUGCACGGAUAAAUGACUGUAAAUCAAUUACACUUAAUUCCAUUUUGCUGUAAACUACUGAUAUAAAUUUCAGGUUUACAUAAUUACUGCAUAUAAUGUUUACCUUAAUUUAUUGCAAGAAAGCAAUCGUAUAACAAUGAUAGCGCUUAGGUUUUUUUUCAUUUCAUAUUUGCUACACAUCACUCGAACGGCAAUGGUAACUAUUUACGGCAAUUGUUUUUCGUAGCAGGUACAGUAUGUCCUUAACUGGAAAUCGAAUACAUUUUGCAGUGUAGUAAUCCUGCAAGAAAAAGAGGAUUGUUUUUCAACCAUUCUCAAUCCGCCGAUGGUUGAAGGCUUCCCCAGGCCAUAGGCAGUUGUUGGGUGGGCGGGCGGAGGCAGGGGAGGUGGUGGAGGUUUGCCACACUUCACCACGCUGGUCAGUGCGGGUUGCCGAUGCGGGGGGGCUGGGGCCACUGAUGUUAGCCGUUGCCGGCUCGUGGAUCUCGGCUCGUUGGGUUCAGAGACGCAGCGGCACUCCCCCGCCGUACCAACCGCUUGCACCCCAAGCGGGGGGAUUCGAGGGGAAUUACAAAUGAAAGUGCAAGGCUCGAGGGAAAUAUUUAAAUUGGGCCUCUGCCAUCCAUCCAGAAGCCCCCCCCCCCCCCCCCCCCGAGGCCGCAUCUGCACGUACAACUUGCCCGGCCUCCGAGCUCAGGGUGCAUUCGGUUUGCGCUGUGCGGCAAAGUUGGCCGUGUUUCUCGGCAGCAUUCUGAACAAGCUGCUGAACAGACGUUUCCCCCCAGUGGCGAGGGAGGCGGCAAGGGUUCACAUUUUGUAUUCUGCCCGGCAGUUGUGUACACAAUUUGGCCCUAUGGCACGCGGGGAGGAUCGGUGGGGGGGGGUUCCCCAUUGUCAUCAAGCACACGAAGCGAAGUUCUGGGGCUCGGCUCACGAUCCGAUGUCCCUCGGCCUCGUGUCAAGAGCCACGAGAUAAUUCGCUGUAAUUUUAUUUAUUUUUAGUACCAUAAUUGCACCAAAAUUAAGCAACGGUAACGCAAGGACACUUAGGCCAUUAACAACAAUUUAGAUGUUUUUUAUUUGUAAUGCUCUGUGAGGUUUAUUUUUUACAAUUAAGAAAAACAAAAUAAUGGCGAAUAUGAUUGUUGUAUUUAAUGAGCGGUAUUAUAAGCAGUGAAACCAGCGGUUGUAAAUAACCCACAACAAACAUGCAACCAAGUUAAGAGUGCGUUUGCUUUAAGUUUUGUAGACGUUAUACUGUAUCUAUAAGUCAAAAAAACGCACACCGGAUAGGAAACACAGCAUCACUCGACGUCUGUGCAAUGGUAGCUAUUACUCCAUCGCAAUCUCUGCCACCAUCCUCAUCACUACUAUAUUCACCAAAUGAACAACACAUACAAAUAUCGUAACCUUAGACGAGUGUGCAGAUUCCUGCUAAUAAUGGAUCAUUUCUUGGAUUUUUUAAACGACGCAUUUCUAAAAAAAAUGCUUUCUCUGUUUCUCUCUCUCUCUUCAAAUGAAAUGAAUGUAUUUGGGAAAGUAGUAUUUUCGUCCACACUGAAAAACAGGAGGAAUUCUUUGAUGAGAUCACUUUAUUAGCGUGCAUGAAUUGUCGAGCUGUGAGGCUGUCUCAACUCCAAUAUUUGUCGUGCUGUGUCGUAGAAUUACUACUUUUUGAAUAGUACAAAAACUGUAUGGGAAUUGUAUUUACACUUUACGGCAUGUGCAGGGUUUGUAAAAACAAUAUAUGUAUGUACAAUUUAAAAUAUAUAUGAUUUAAAAAAAACUCUAAAAUAAUUUGUGCAAUAAAUGUGUGGCUUUUUAUACUGUGUGCAACCUUGUCAGAGAUGCUUUUGAAUUCUGUGUUCAUUUAACCGUACUGCAUGGGAAUGAAUGUUCGCCGUCCUUUGUGAACCUUUGAAUGCAACAUUCAAAUUAUUUGAGCAGCAUUAAUCAAGCUCAUUGGGGGCAUUUAUUAUCAGUCGUUUGCUAAAAAAAAAGUCCCUUUUUACCCAACAUUACAAUUUUCUCUUCGAAUUUUGACCCCUCGUUACACGGUCAACGUUGACCUAAUUGAGAAUUGGAUUUGAACGAAGGCAAAACUAUCGCGGGGCGGGUAUGGCCAAGUGGUUUGAAAAUCAACAAAAAAGCUUGAAAUAGCGAGAUGUUUUUGCCAAGGCUGAUACAAGAAAAUUUUGUAGUUUGCGUUUUUUUUGUAUCGAGAAGUUUCGCUCGGAAUGAAAUGGAGUGGCGAUUUAUGUACACGUGUCGGCAAUGAAACAUGCAGCCUUUAAAACAA
This is a messenger RNA of Lethenteron reissneri (Far Eastern brook lamprey), 5977 nucleotides long. Its product is annotated as sodium/potassium/calcium exchanger 3-like. Gene Ontology annotation, biological process: intracellular calcium ion homeostasis; calcium ion transmembrane transport. Gene Ontology annotation, molecular function: calcium, potassium:sodium antiporter activity; calcium channel activity. Gene Ontology annotation, cellular component: plasma membrane. The record is from RefSeq and is a predicted model, not a curated record. NCBI's taxonomy places the organism in Eukaryota, Metazoa, Chordata, Hyperoartia, Petromyzontiformes, Petromyzontidae.